Messenger RNA from Oppiella nova, 973 nucleotides. Lineage: Eukaryota; Metazoa; Arthropoda; Arachnida; Sarcoptiformes; Oppiidae. The record is from the annotation of a GenBank genome assembly.
AAAAAACUUUACAACAAAUUGGGAUAAAUAUGUUUUAACCUUUUGCUUUUACAAAAUAUACUUCAGUUGUGGAAUAUUCUUAAGUAUAUAUCCACCGACUUUAGUGGAUAUGAAAUUUAUAUUUAACGUACCCAUGUCAUAUAUAUUAUACUCGUUAACGUUGACAGCACUUGGAAAUAUGGCGGGUGCUUUCAGUGGAUUCCUAUACAAAUACAUCAACAGACAACUGACCCUCACUAUAAUGACCUUUCAAUUGACUAUAUUUGGUGGUUUAGCACCAUUUUGUCCCAAUAUAUGGCUCCUGUAUCUCAGUGUAUUCCUAUCCAUAAUGGGCGGCGGGGUAUUUGAUAGCAGUGUUUACGUUUGGGUGAUUGAGAUGUGGGGCAAACAUAGCCCACCAAUACUACAACUAUCGGGCCUUUUGUUCGGAUUGGGAUCCAUUUGUGGACCAAUUUUAGUCAAACCAUAUUUAACGGGAGAUCUGAAUAUUACCGACACUUUACCUCAAUUAUCCAAUUAUACCAAUAAUACCAAUAAUAUUCACAAUUUAACUCAUUAUGAAGACAUCAAUAACUCAGUCGAUAGACGCGCUAAACUUCAAACCCCUUUCAUGAUUGCCGGUUGUGUUGGUUUGAUAGGACCCGUCAUAAUGUUAAUCAUAUCUCCCGUUAAAUAUGGUUUAACCAAAAUUGGACCACAAAUAGAUCCCAAUCCAUACAAAAGUCCCGAUAACUGUAGUAUUGGUGGGUUAUGUUUGCCCCACAUCUCAAUGAUCCAAACGGCAACACUGCUGUCAAAUACCCCGCCGCCCAUCAUGCAUAGGAAUACACUGAGAUACAGGAGCCAUAAAUUUGGACAAAAUGUUUCUAAAUACUUACUGAGGGAACCCACUAUAUAUCCAAGUGCUAUUAACGUUAACGAAUACGAUAUAUAUGACAUGGUCGGUGGAUAUAUACCUAAGAGUAUUCCCUAA